AGUUCAGUUCUUAUCAGAAAAAAAAAAUAAAUAAAUAAAAAUUGUUUGAAGUGAUUUUACAGUCAAUUCACGAAAAAUUUCUCAAAGUUUUUUAGUAAUUGGUUUAUAUUGUACAAAAUGUUGAAUAUUCCAAAUGAAAAUAAGGUUCGUGGCCACCAAAGAGCGCCAUCAGAUACGAAAGAAUUCCAUGAAGUAACCAAACGGGAUGCACUGAAAUCGUUGGAAAAUGAUUUGGAUCGUCUGCAACAGACUGCACCAGCAGACAAGCGACCGCAAUUGCAGAAAGAAAUGGCACGUUUUGCCGAUCUAUUCGGACGUUUCUUGCAAGAGGAGGGUCCGUCCAUCGAUUGGAAUAAAAUACAAAAACUGCCCGCAGAUGCUGUGAUGGAUUACUCCAAACUGAAUUCACCCAAAAAUGAGCAGAACGAGAUUCGCACAAUGUUGGACAAGUUGGUUGUCGUAAAGCUGAAUGGUGGUUUGGGUACAUCAAUGGGUUGUCAUGGCCCCAAAAGUGUUAUACCAGUGCGCUCCGAUUUGACGUUCCUCGAUUUAACUGUGCAGCAAAUUGAGCACUUGAACAAAACCUACGAUGCCAAUGUGCCUCUAGUUCUCAUGAAUUCAUUCAACACCGAUGAGGACACGCAGAAGAUCAUACGUAAAUAUACCGGUUUCCGUGUUCAGAUACACACAUUCAAUCAGAGUUGUUUCCCACGCAUUAGUCGUGAAUCGUUUUUGCCCGUUUCCAAAGAUUUCGAUGUGGAUAAGAAUAUUGAUGCCUGGUAUCCACCUGGUCACGGUGAUUUCUAUGAUACCUUCCGCAAUUCUGGUUUACUCAAGAAAUUCAUUGAUGAAGGCCGUGAAUAUUGUUUCCUAUCCAAUAUUGACAAUUUAGGCGCUACCGUCGACUUGGCUAUACUCAAUAAAUUGGUUGGUGAGGAGCGCUCUGCUCAACCUGUGGAAUUUGUGAUGGAAGUUACUGAUAAAACCCGUGCUGACGUUAAGGGUGGUACCCUAAUUAACUUUGAGAACAAAUUGCGUCUACUUGAAAUCGCACAAGUGCCGAAAGAGCAUGUUGAUGACUUCAAAUCAGUGAAAACGUUUAAGUUUUUCAAUACCAACAACAUUUGGGCGAAAUUGGAUGCCAUCGAUCGUGUACUUCGUGAACGCACACUCAACAUGGAGAUCAUCGUUAAUAACAAAACAAUGGAGAAUGGUGUGCGUGUUGUUCAAUUGGAAACCGCUGUGGGUGCCGCUAUGAAAUGCUUUGACGGUGCGAUCGGUAUCAAUGUGCCACGUUCACGUUUCUUACCUGUGAAAAAGACCUCCGACUUGCUUUUAGUCAUGUCCAAUUUGUAUCAUUUGAAAAAUGGCAGUCUCGUGAUGUCACCACAACGUAUGUUCCCCACCACACCGCUAGUGAAAUUAGGUGAAAAUCAUUUCUCCAAAGUGAAAGAGUUCCUCGGACGUUUUGCCAAUAUACCCGAUAUAAUUGAAUUGGAUCACUUGACGGUGUCUGGUGAUGUCACUUUCGGACGCGGCGUGUCACUAAGGGGUACAGUCAUCAUUAUUGCAAAUCAUGGUGAUCGUAUCGAUAUACCGGCUGGUGCCAUACUGGACAAUAAAAUCGUUUCGGGCAAUAUGCGUAUAUUGGAUCAUUAGAAAUUUGUUGUGGGUCGCCGCUGCUGUUCAAAA
Messenger RNA from Ceratitis capitata (Mediterranean fruit fly), 1692 nucleotides. It is a transcript of the gene UGP, whose product is annotated as UTP--glucose-1-phosphate uridylyltransferase. Bases 118 to 1659 code for a protein of 513 amino acids. The transcript is spliced from 10 exons. Gene Ontology annotation, biological process: glycogen metabolic process; UDP-alpha-D-glucose metabolic process. Gene Ontology annotation, cellular component: cytoplasm. The record is from RefSeq and is a predicted model, not a curated record. Gene Ontology annotation, molecular function: UTP:glucose-1-phosphate uridylyltransferase activity. Lineage: Eukaryota; Metazoa; Arthropoda; Insecta; Diptera; Tephritidae.